AUGAACGGAACACGGUGGCAUUCUUCACAGUCCUACGUCCAUCGCCCGCAGAGUAUUGUGGUUAGCGUUACAGGCGCAACUGGAACCAUAUUUGCCGUGCGCCUCCUUGAGCGACUACGGGAAUUGAAUAUCGAAACACAUUUAGUCAUGUCUGACUAUGCGGCCCGAGAUCUUGCUGCUCCUAUUUCCAGUGGUCCAUUUCUCCACGACGGCAUGAUAAUUAUCCCAUGCGGCAUGAAAACUCUGGAAGCAGUUCGUGUAGGGUUUUGCGAUGAUCUGAUUUCUCGGGUGGCAGAUUUUUCCCUGAAGGAAGGGAGGAAAUUGAUGAUGGUGGUUCGAGAAACCCCGUUAAGUGAGAUCCAUCUGGAUAAAAUGUUAGCUCUGAGAAGAGUCGGCGCAAUCAUUUUCCCCCCGGUACCUGCAUUCUACACCAAACCGACCACCGGGGUAGAUGACUUGAUUUAUCAAAUUGUUGGACGGUUAUUGGAAAUUCUCAAUAUUCAUACUCAGGGAUUUAAGAGAUGGAGCUGUGAGAAUGUUGACCGAGGCAGUUCGUGGCUCCACACUGUAUUCGAGUCAACUCAAUCUCUCCUGGAUUUAUCGACUCGGAACAGACCCGAGUGGUCUGUGAUCGCAAAAGCGCUGAAGACUCCGCAAUAA
Penicillium manginii is the source of this 660-nucleotide messenger RNA. RefSeq names its product UbiX family flavin prenyltransferase. Gene Ontology annotation, molecular function: carboxy-lyase activity. The record is from RefSeq and is a predicted model, not a curated record. NCBI's taxonomy places the organism in Eukaryota, Fungi, Ascomycota, Eurotiomycetes, Eurotiales, Aspergillaceae. The transcript has 2 exons. Bases 1 to 660 code for a protein of 219 amino acids.